AUGGCUACAUUGUUGCGGUGCUCAAUGACGAGACGCAUGUCCUCCACGGUGCCGAUCUUCAACCGAGCUAUCAAGCGGCAACAGCGCAACAAUAUUUCCCAGAUAAAAAACAGCAACGAGUACGAGUAUUUAAAAGACGAGGUCUCUCGUCGCCUAAUCGACCGCCUUGAGGACAUCGAGCGAGACUUUCCGUUGGCACUGGACCUCGGAUGUGGCAGUGGGCACCUGUACAAGAACUUGAUUGUAGACGAUGGACUCGGUGGCAUCAAAACGCUACUUCAAUGUGACUCUGCUGAAUCUUUGCUUCUUCGCGAUGACCUCAAAACUGGCGACAUUACAUUGAAGACGUCACGUCUAGUAGCGGACGAGGAAUUUUUGCCGUUUCCAAGGCAUGAAUUUGACUUAGUUAUGAGCUCUCUGGCCUUGCAUUGGGUUAAUGACCUCGAGAACACGUUCCGUCAGGUGCUAAAUGUGUUGAAACCCGAUGGCGCAUUCGUGGCCGCGGUGCUAGGAGGUGACUCGCUUCAGGAGCUACGAAGCGCCUUUAUUCUCGGCGAUCAGGAGCGUCAAGGGGGUAUUUCACCGCAUAUUUCUCCCUUCAUGAACAUUGGGGAUGCCGGUAAUCUCCUGUCAGCAACCGGCUUCAACCUGUGCACAGUGGACACAGAUUACAUCUGUGUGGAAUAUCCAAAUGCAUUCGUGCUAAUGGAACAUCUGCGUGGCAUGGGCGAGAACCACGCCGUAAGCUCGAAAGGUUUGCCAGCCACGCGCGAUUCUUUGCUUGCCACUGCCUCGAUCUACCAGUCUAUGUUUGGUCAGCCAAAUGGCACAGUUCCCGCCACAUUUCAGGUAAUUUAUCUCAUCGGCUGGGCCCCUCAUGAGUCGCAGCAGAAACCGCUACGUCGCGGCUCGGCGCAGCACUCAUUAAAGGAGUUAGGCCACGAUUAA
Molecule: messenger RNA, 948 nt
Organism: Plasmopara halstedii
Lineage: Eukaryota; Oomycota; Peronosporomycetes; Peronosporales; Peronosporaceae
Product: Predicted methyltransferase
Exons: 7
Coding region: 1-948 (315 amino acids)
Biological process (GO): mitochondrial respiratory chain complex I assembly
Cellular component (GO): mitochondrion
Molecular function (GO): S-adenosylmethionine-dependent methyltransferase activity
Source: RefSeq, a predicted model, not a curated record